Molecule: messenger RNA, 2692 nt
Organism: Hyaloscypha bicolor E
Lineage: Eukaryota; Fungi; Ascomycota; Leotiomycetes; Helotiales; Hyaloscyphaceae
Product: glycoside hydrolase family 36 protein
Exons: 4
Coding region: 448-2610 (720 amino acids)
Source: RefSeq, a predicted model, not a curated record
CGAGAAUCAUGUCGGCCCAAAUAGCAUGCGAGCCCCUCCUAGGCCAGACUACUAUUGCAUAUGGUGACUCAGUCGCCGUUACGGUAGUCUUGGUAUGUGACGAGCCCGACAACGAGUGGGAGGUCGCCCUUUGGCACAACACGCCUGAAUCUUGGGAGUGGACUCAAACUGAUCUUGAAAAGAAAGGAGAUGGGGCUCAAGAUGUAAGGCUCCACUCCGCCUUUCAGAACAUUUAAUGAUAUACGCCAGCUACAACGAGGUUUAUGUCGACCUGGUACGGCGACAUUGUAUACAGGAUCUUUGCAGCGAUUUUCGGCGACAGAUAACACCAUCUAUUUCACUGUCAAGUACAGGGUUUCUGGCCAGGGAUGGCAAUGGGCCAACAAACAGACAGGUACCGGAGAUGCUGAAAUCGUCUUUUCGCGGGAUGGAGAGAUCCCAAACUCAAUGUCUCACUACUUCCACAACUCAGACCCCGAGUUAGCUGUGGUGGAUUGUGAGGCAGGUGUUGUUGAUCAAGAGAGACGGAUAGGGACGCGCCUUUGGGCUAUCUCAAUCCCCAUUCCAGCCGCAACAGGACAGUCCGCCUUUUCUCGUGUAAAUCUUGGCUUGCCGGUAGAUAUGUUGCGAUGGUUUUGCUUAGCACGAGAAUCGCGCCCAUGGCUUUGUCCGAGGCAAGGCCGGAACAAAUUUACAUUGGAGGAGGACGCAAUUCUGGUAUCUUUGUUACUUCGAAAUGGCUUACAUCUCGUCCUGUUGGCUUUCAGCUUGAAUGAUGUUAUGACCGUAAUCAAAGCGGAUUGCGACGGCAACUUAAUCGCGGUUGCCAGGAACGAGCGAUCAACUGCUGGCAUAGGAUCUAUCUUGGUCGCUGUUGGAAAAACAUUCGAAGAUGCAAAUCAAGCAGUAAUGAGCCAUGCAAAAGCAAUAGCCGCGCGGGAAAUGGAAGGCAUCAGGAACGAAAUCGAAUCGAUGGUAACUCAUAUUCCACCGGAUUCCCUGGAAGAUUGGUAUGAUAGCUUUGCAUACUGUACAUGGAAUGGUCUUGGCCAGAAACUUACCGACGAGAGACUUUAUCAUGCGCUAGAGAGCAUAUCCAAAGCUGGGAUCAAUUUCUCAACGAUGAUAAUCGAUGAUAACUGGCAAUCUAUCGACGAAAAUGGAGCCAACAACUUUCAUCAUCGUUGGAUUGAGUUUGAGGCAGACAGAAAAACAUUUCCUCGUGGUCUCAAACAUACCAUUUCAACGAUUAGAGAGCGAUAUCCGUUUAUUAAACAUAUUGCCGUGUGGCAUGGGAUUCUAGGAUAUUGGAAUGGCAUUUCUCCUGAGGGAGCUUUAGCAAAAUGCUACAAAAAGAAGACACUGAAGAAGCAAAAUAAUGGUUUCCUUGGCGGAGGAUCUUUGGUGGCUGUGGAUGCCGAUGAUGUGCAACAAUUGUACAACGAUUUCUACCAAUAUCUCGCGGACUCUGGCGUCGACUCUGUGAAAACGGAUACCCAGUUUCUGCUGGACCUAAUUGAUAGCGCUCCGGAUCGUGCCCGAUUUAUAUCGGCAUACCAGGAUGCCUGGAUGAAGGCCACCCUUCGCCACUUCUCUGCAAAAGCUAUCUCUUGCAUGUCUCAAACACCGCAAAUUAUUUUCCACUCCCAACUUCUCACCUCUCUACCUAAAUUAAUGGUUCGCAAUUCAGAAGAUUUCUUUCCUGACGAACCUGCCAGUCAUCCAUGGCACAUCUUCUGCAACGCGCACACGAAUGUCUUGACACAGCAUUUGAACGUUUUGCCCGAUUGGGAUAUGUUCCAAACAAGCCACAGAUACUCAGCUUUCCACGCCGCAGCCCGAUGUAUCAGUGGUGGUCCAAUCUAUUUCACUGACAAACCUGGAGAGCAUGACACCAAUCUAAUCAAACAGAUGACCGCAAGAAACAAGGAUGGGACGAUCAUCCUAAGACCAAAGGUUGCAAAGACGACCUAUUUGUACGCCAGCAACAAGGAGAUGAGACUUCUCAGAAUAGAUACCUCGACUAUGGAUACAGACAUACCUUUGUUAGGUGUCUUCAAUAUCAACCACCAGCCGCUCAUAGAGAUUAUAAAACUCGAACAUUUCCCAAACCUUCCAGUCGCCAAGGCGUAUAUUGUCCGCGCUCAUACUUCGGGCGAAGUCAGUGAGCCGAUGAGCUUUCAAGACUCCACCACUAUUCCACUACUACUGAGUUUGGAACCCGCAGGAUAUGAAAUUUUGACGGCCUAUCCGCUUCACACGACAAUAAAUUCGGUAGGAAAGGCCACGAUCAGUAUUGCCGUGCUGGGUCUACUAGAUAAGAUGACAGGUGCAGCGGCGGUAUUACGUUCAACUGUUUACGAGGAAGGAGACGGUGUGCUUGUGCAGAUUGCGCUGAAAGCAAUGGGUCUACUUGGCAUUUACAUAUCUCCGGACGUUGGAGAUCUAAACCUUUCAAGUGUCAAAAUGUGCAAGGAGUUAGUCCCCUCGAAUGCCAUGCGGUUUGUUCCAGAGGAGAAAACGUUUAAAGUCGAUAUGGCAAUGGCUUGGGAAGCAAUACCCAAGCUGCAGAAAGGCAAAGAAAUUUCUUUCGAGAUGUUAAUACAUUAACGGAAUAUACAAAAUGUCACGGACGAUUGAACUCAAGACAAUAUAAGAAACCCAAAUAGUGUGGGAGAGAAACUGCGACAAG